CGCAUGUCAGCGCAGUAGUCGGGAUAGCUGCGAAUCACGUCAAUCGCCAAACUGUGACUGUCGCAGGUACCGAGGUUCGAUUUUGGUCUUUCCUUAACGGUGACCUAUUGGAUACAGCUACACUUCCGUCUGAUGCUCUUUUUUCUCGAUUUAAUGGUGACAAUGACACGUUGGCUGUGCCACUUACUGAUGGAUCCAUCGUUUUGUUCGAUACUCUCCGCCGCCGAGUAUUCCGACGUUUUGAAAACACAGCCUCCACAUUCUGUGUUGACCUGUAUACAAGCGCUGGUGCCUUCACCAUCACUGACUCGAUCGGUUUGAGCUAUGUCCGAAAAUUACUGCUCUCCAACUCACCUACGGUGCUCGCUAACGCUCACCAAGAGAAACGUUAA
Dicrocoelium dendriticum is the source of this 392-nucleotide messenger RNA. Lineage: Eukaryota; Metazoa; Platyhelminthes; Trematoda; Plagiorchiida; Dicrocoeliidae. The record is from the annotation of a GenBank genome assembly.